UUCAGGUUGUCUCAGAUGUCAGGAAUGGCUCCUAAAAGAGAACCCUCCAUUAAGAAGUCUCCUUCACCAGUGGCUGAAGUACGACUUGGUCCGCCUUUCCCCUGUUUGCCAGCAACACCUGCAGCUCCAAAACCGAUUUCAGAGCAGAAGCCAAGGAUGCUGCGUCCUUCUGAUUCACCAUUCGACCCCAGCACUAUGGAGAUUGAAUUUAACCUGGACCAGAUUCAUGAGUUUAAGGAGGCGUUCCUGCUGUUCGACAGGACAGGAGAUGGGAAGAUCAGCUACAGCCAGUGUGGCGAUGUGAUGCGGGCCUUGGGACAGAACCCUGUAAACGCGGAGGUGCUUAAAGUGCUGGGCAACCCCAAAUCUGAGGAGAUGAACACCAAGAUGCUUGACUUUGAGCAGUUCCUGCCCAUGUUCCAGGCCAUCGCCAAAAACAAAGAUCAGGGCUCCAUGGAGGAUUUUGUGGAAGGACUCCGUGUUUUUGACAAGGAGGGCAACGGCACAGUAAUGGGAGCAGAACUACGUCAUGUGCUCACUACGUUAGGUGAGAAAAUGUCAGAAGAGGAAGUGGAGACACUGCUGGCUGGACAUGAAGAUGCAAAUGGAUGCAUCAAUUAUGAAGCAUUUGUUCGUCACAUCAUGUCAGGCUGAGGGCCGAACUCGUCCGGAUGGUAAUGAACGGAUAAGGAGCGUCAGUUUUUUUUUUUUUUUUUUUUUCAUUUCUGCAGAAUCACAUUCCUAUAUAUUUUCCUUUUAGCUUUGCCAGCUCACCCCUACCUUUUACAUGAGUUUAUUUUACAGUUUUAAUUUAAGAAGUGCCUUUACAUUCCCUAGAAAAAAACCAUAAAGCACCAUUUUUAGAUCUAUUCACAUGUAUAAACUUUGUAUUCAUUGAGGAUUAUUUGUGCUUGCAUAGUUUGUAACAUUUCGAAAUGCACCGUAAGCUGUAACGAUGUAACUAAAAUUGGGCAAGUCAAUAAUAUAUAUCAUAUAAACAUAUUUUUAUGACUUGCUUUGGCUGAAAUGAUUAUUCAUAAAAGUAUCAAAAGAUGUAGUUGGAAACAGUUCAAAGCAUUCCCCAUGUCAUAAAUUUGGCCCAAAAUUUGUUGCUGCAUUUAAAUAAAUGUGUUUUCCUGAAA
Messenger RNA from Poeciliopsis prolifica (blackstripe livebearer), 1142 nucleotides. RefSeq lists its product as uncharacterized. The record is from RefSeq and is a predicted model, not a curated record. Lineage: Eukaryota; Metazoa; Chordata; Actinopteri; Cyprinodontiformes; Poeciliidae. Gene Ontology annotation, molecular function: calcium ion binding; structural constituent of muscle. The transcript is spliced from 7 exons. Gene Ontology annotation, cellular component: myosin II complex. The coding region runs from base 16 to 654 and encodes 212 amino acids.